Myxocyprinus asiaticus (Chinese sucker) is the source of this 2550-nucleotide messenger RNA. Its product is annotated as forkhead box protein P3-like. Gene Ontology annotation, biological process: regulation of transcription by RNA polymerase II. The record is from RefSeq and is a predicted model, not a curated record. The coding region runs from base 277 to 1467 and encodes 396 amino acids. Lineage: Eukaryota; Metazoa; Chordata; Actinopteri; Cypriniformes; Catostomidae. The transcript is spliced from 14 exons. Gene Ontology annotation, molecular function: RNA polymerase II cis-regulatory region sequence-specific DNA binding; DNA-binding transcription repressor activity, RNA polymerase II-specific. Gene Ontology annotation, cellular component: nucleus.
GUGUGGGAGAGGUAGCAACUUCAGACUGACAUGUGUUAGAUGGUUUUCAUUUUUCACGUGUGCACAUUGGAUAGUUGCACAGUAGUGCAUAUCAUGAUGUAUGACCUUCACCAUGAGUUAAAGAAACCAACAUUGCUUUUGGUGCUUUGAUGUGAGGUUUUUAUCUCCAAUUUAUUUUCAGAUUGUUUUAUUUUUUUCAUCCUAUAAAGAUUAUUUCACUCUCAUUUUAACCAGAACAGCACAGGAAGAGAACGGCUGACUGCGAAGGUGCAAGGAAUGCCUCAGUCUGAGAAAGAGAGUGACAAGAAAGAGAGAGAGAGAGAACAUGAACGACAGCCGACAAUAAAAGAAGAGCAUGAUGCAUCUCCCCCUCUGAUGAAUGAAUGUUCUUCACCACAUUCAAAUUCUGCCCAUCGGAUGGUGAGACCAGUCCAGUUUGACCAUACUGCUCCUUCCAUCAGCUCAUCACACUUAAAACAUCCUCUCUCACACCAGGGAGCUGGUGAUGAGGAGCGGAUGCCAUUUCUUCAGCUGGUGUUUCAGAAUUCUUGUGUUGGCCAGCUCAGGCCAUCUGUACUCCGCUCUACAGCUUUCCUGCUUCAGGCAAAUGAGGGCAACUCAAUAGCCAUGGACAAAAGAAAAGAUGCAAGUUGCAGUUCCCAGAUCUCAGUCCAAGCUGUUCCUGGAUCAAGCCAGGCCAGUAAACAAUUUCCCAGCAUUCACUCACACAGUCAUGCUCAGUCGGAUAUCGAGAGUUCUAGCUCUCUGUUUGUAAACGGACAAUGUCGUUGGCCUGGCUGUGACAAAGUCUUCGAAGGGUAUCAAUUGUUUUUGAGACACCUGGAUCGAGACCACAGCACAGGUGAGAAAACCAUCACACAGUGGCGAGUUCAGCAAGACCUGGUAUGGCACUUGGAAAAUCAGCUCAUUCAGGAGAAGCAGAGACUUCAUGCCUUGCAGCUCCACCUUCGGCUGUUUGAGUGCAUCUCAACACACACCGGAACAGCUCCAGGCUGGUGGAGGCCACUGGCACCAAAUUUGCCCCCGUUGGGGGAGCCAGAUGGCAGGACAGAGAGAGCUAGUGAAGCACCAGUGCCACAGGAAUACUGGCACAUACCGCCACCACACCUGCUGCCAGAUUUUGUUAGCAGCAUUGAAUACUACAAAUAUGCCAAUAUACGACCUCCAUAUACUUACGCUUUCCUAAUCAGAUGGUCAAUACUGGAAGCUCCAGAGAAGCAACGGAUGCUAAAUGAUAUUUACAUCUGGUUCACACGAAUGUUCUUCUACUUCCGUCAUAGCUCUACUUCAUGGAAGAAUGCUGUGCGACACAAUCUGAGUCUUCAUAAAUGCUUUGUGCGGGUGGACAGGAGGAAAGGGGCAGUUUGGACAGUGGAUGAGGAAGAGUUUCAAAAGAGGAAAGGACAGAAAAUCAACAGGUGGACUGUCUGCAAUUCCAAUGAGUAAAAGUAAAUAUGGAAUGUUUUUGCAGGGACUAUACUUGGAAAUGGCUGAAACCUUUCUCAUGUUCUCCACCCCAUGAGACCUUAGAUGUGUCGAUGACAGCCAUAGAUUCACAGUGAAACCUUCAAUAAUUUGAGAUUGUUAAGUUUAGUAUGAAGAAAAAGAAGCAUGGAGGCUGUAUGAUUUCAAAAAUCUUAUGAUUCUGAAAAUUAUUUGAGAGGAUGAGAACUUGUUUUGUUAAUAUUCAUUAUUGAAGCCAAACUAUCUAUAUCUGAACAAAAAUCCAUUAGUCUUACUUAAAAUAUGGUGUUAAUUACUGUCUUGUCAGUUGUCUGUGUAAUAAUUAUGAACAAUUAUUGUCUUUGUAAUUAUUUAUGCAGACAGUAAGGUUUUUAUUUUUCAAAGUUAGUGGUAAUGAAUUGCUUUGACCUUGUUGGGAAAUUUUAAAUGUGCAUUAUUACCUUAUCUCUAUAUGCUGUACUAUACCAGAACUCCUGUUUAGAUUAAAAAUGAGAGUAAAAUAAAUAAAUAAAUAAAUGAAUACAUUUUAAAAUUAAAGACAAUAUUGUGGCAAUAACAUUGAAAAAAUAAAAAUAAUAAUGAUGCCACUUUGAGAGACAAAACUCCAACCUGACCAGAAGAGGGCAUCUGUGUGUGUGUUUUGUGUGUUUGAGUGUAUGUGUGUGAGUGCACGUUUUUUGGGUGUGGUAAUUCUGUAACAAAAAGCAUCAUCAAAGCAGCUGGUAUAAAAGACAAAGACACUUUCUCCACAACAUUUUGUGAUUUUUACAUGGUAUUCUGAUGAUACUUACAGAACAAUUAAUAACUGUGUGACUGAAGCAUUGUAGAAACAAGGGUAAAUUACUGUAUAUGCUGAAUCAGUUAUACAUUGUCCCUUUUAAUGUCCCCACUAUGUCGAUUUGAAUUAGAAUUCAAUCAUCAUUUUCCUCAGAUAUGCAACGGUACUCUCUGUUUCUGUUCUUUUUUCUUUUUUUUUCUUUUAUCCCCAAUCACACACACAUAGGCCUGCAUGUGUGACUUAUUCUGCAGUUGAAAGGUGGCGAGUAAAUAAAUCCACUGCAUCUG